Molecule: messenger RNA, 9092 nt
Organism: Rhinolophus ferrumequinum (greater horseshoe bat)
Lineage: Eukaryota; Metazoa; Chordata; Mammalia; Chiroptera; Rhinolophidae
Gene: TMOD2
Product: tropomodulin 2
Exons: 10
Coding region: 221-1276 (351 amino acids)
Biological process (GO): muscle contraction; pointed-end actin filament capping; myofibril assembly
Cellular component (GO): striated muscle thin filament; myofibril
Molecular function (GO): tropomyosin binding
Source: RefSeq, a predicted model, not a curated record
CCGGCCGGGAGCCGCCUGUUGAUCGCGGUGCUCACCCGGCCACGGCGCCACCCCUGCUCGUGGCCCCGCUACCUUGGGGCUGACGGACUGACGGCAGGGGCGGACGGACUGACUGCCAGCACCGCCGGCUCCGGGAUGGGCGCACCGACGGUAUUCUGAAGUCCCAGGAGGCUGGCCCAUUCAGAUGUUCAUGGCCCAUGAGAAAGACGUAUAAGAAACCAUGGCACUCCCUUUUCAAAAAGAGUUGGAGAAAUACAAGAACAUUGAUGAAGAUGAGCUUCUUGGCAAACUCUCAGAAGAGGAACUGAAACACUUGGAAAAUGUUCUUGAUGACCUAGAUCCUGAGAGCGCAUUACUGCCAGCUGGAUUCCGCCAGAAAGACCAGACACAGAAAGCAGCCACUGGCCCAUUUGACCGCGAGCACCUCCUUAUGUACCUGGAGAAGGAGGCUUUGGAACAGGAAGACAGGGAAGAUUUUGUGCCCUUCACUGGAGAAAAGAAAGGGAGAGUCUUUAUCCCCAAAGAGAAGCCCAUAGAAAUCCGUAAAGAAGAAAAAGUGACCCUUGACCCAGAACUGGAAGAAGCUUUGGCCAGCGCCUCUGACACCGAACUCUACGAUCUUGCAGCUGUCCUUGGAGUUCACAAUUUGCUCAAUAAUCCAAAGUUUGAUGAAGAAACAGCCAGCACUAAAGGUGGCAAAGGGCCUGUGAGAAAUGUGGUCAAAGGUGAAAAGGUCAAGCCUAUAUUUGAGGAACCACCCAAUCCCACAAAUGUAGAAGUAAGUCUGCAGCAGAUGAAAGCCAAUGACCCCAGCCUGCAAGAAGUCAAUCUCAACAACAUUAAGAACAUUCCAAUUCCAACGCUGAAGGAAUUUGCGAAGGCUCUGGAGACUAACACUCAUGUAAUGAAGUUCAGCCUGGCUGCAACCCGCAGCAAUGACCCAGUCGCGAUUGCUUUUGCAGAUAUGCUGAAAGUAAACAAGACCUUGAAAAGUCUAAACAUAGAAUCCAAUUUUAUAACUGGAACUGGCAUCCUGGCCCUGGUAGAGGCACUGAGAGAAAAUGACACCUUGACGGAGAUCAAGAUUGACAACCAGAGACAGCAGUUGGGAACAGCCGUAGAGAUGGAAAUUGCUCAGAUGCUCGAAGAGAAUUCAAGGAUCCUCAAGUUUGGAUAUCAGUUUACGAAGCAAGGGCCACGAACAAGGGUGGCAGCUGCCAUCACAAAGAAUAAUGACCUGGUUCGUAAAAAGCGAGUUGAAGGAGAGCGAAGGUAAAUCUCUAGAACAGGAGGCGAAGUUUCACCACGGCAGCCAUUUAGAAACGAACAAAAACUUUUCUCCUUCCCCUUCGGGACCAUUUUAUCAAAGGUUGUUCAUUUCCGUUAACCACACCACUAAUAAUUUAAUUGUUAUUUUUUAGCACUAAUUAUUUAUCUUGGAUUUUUUAAUAUAUACAAUUGUUUUAUUUGCUCAUGGGCACCUCUGGCACUUGCACCAGUGGCCUCUUGCAGGUCUUACUAGGUGACAACAAUUGAAAUGAUUUAACCACUUUCAUAUUGGGUUGUCUUGCUUUCCUACAUGAAUUUUUUUUUUAACCACUGAGAGGAAUUGAGUAUAUAAGUAUGUUUGUAACUGUGAUUACGAUAGAAGCCUAUCUCUGUUUACAUGCAUAGCUUUGAGUUAGGCUAAAUACAUCAGAAGUGUUGAAGUUAGUAUUGCCAAUCUUUCACUGGGUGAGAAAAUGUGAUCAACUAAGCGUAAAUUCUCUCUUAGUUCCAGAAAUAUCACUAAAUGCACAUGCCCCACUGAUCAGAGAUCAUUGGUGUCAUCAUAAAAGCAAGAUAGCAUUAUGAUGCUUUAACAUAGCCUUAGCAAAUAAAUGUAAAGUGUUCAUUAACCCACAAAUAUAGCUUCAAGCCAGAUUCACAGGUAGCAAAAUAAAUUAGCGCGGCUACCUUUACUGAUUAUUCAUCAUAGAUUUAAUCUUUAACAUGACUCUAAAUAAUAACUUUUUACAAAACUGUUUUGAAGAUUUGCAGACAUGAUGGCAAAUUUUUAAAUUUUAGUAAGAGGGAAGCUUUUAAAACAUUACACUCCUAAAUAAAACAACAAUAAUUGUACCUUAAUCAAGAUUGUCUGCUACACAUGAUUGCAUUAUUUUGGCAAAUUUUAGAAGCAUGUAUUGCUUUAUCUUUAGUUGUAACAGGAUCACCGGAUGAAGUGUGAACAUUCAGGUUAAUUAUACAGAUUUUUGUCUACAAGGCAUGAUCCAUCAUGAUGUUUGGAAACAUCCGGAAAAAUGUAAAUGAUCACAUAUCCAGAUAUUUGUCAUCUCAAGAAUGAAGCGUGUAAAAGUACUGAGAUGAUUGCAUGGUAGUAUGCAUCAAACGUUUACUUUAGCAGUGCAACAGUGCAAUGCUAAAAUAAGGAAACAAGUGACUGCAGCCUUUGGCUCAAGCUCACAUGCCUUUGAGAACUGUAAGUGCCCAAGGCUGUACUUGGUGGCACUCUGACAGGUGGCUUUAUGUCUCACUCACUUACUCUCUUCUCCCCUCCCUUCCUUCCAACUCAUUCUCUUUUCUCUUGUCUCUAAUUCUGAGCCUUUUAAAAGUGACAUCCUGGUAACAUCUGGAGCUAAAGAGAUGGCUGACUCUCCGAGAAGGUGGGCCCAAUCCAGGAUUUGUUUAGUAAUUAAAUAUUCCUGUGUUGUUUGAUAGCAGUAAAAUAAGUUAAGGGUAACAUAAUUCAUAUUAUUCUAGUUAGCUUGUAAGGCACAUGGAAACUGUUUAGGAUAGACAUCCUUUAUAAAAUUGGACACUGAUCUGUAGUAUAAGUAUUCACAUCUGGAGUUCUAAAAUCCUUUGAAACAUCUCAUUUGCUUGAGAAUGUUUUAGAUUUUUUGAGGGAGUAAUGAGCAGAACAUGUUGACAUUUUGGGAACCCUGAAAAUCCUUGGAUUAGUUUUCUACAUAUCCCUAUCUGUACAACAAAAAAAUACUAAGUAGUAUUUGAUGGUUUGCGGUCCGAUUUUUCCUUCCCUCUUAGGUGUGCUAUGUUGGAGCUGACUUAUACUGGCUUACUGAUUAUUAAAUUUUCAAGAAUUUUGCAAGCUAUUUGCUAAACAUAGCCAACUUUUUUAUUAAAAAGUAAAUGACAUAUGCUUACAAUUAGUGUUAUAUUAAAAACAAAAGUAAUACUCAGAUAUACAUUUUACUAUUUUCUAUUCUCUUCAGACUAAUUGCAUCUAUUGUUUCUGUAUGGAUGAUAUACCAUGUAAAGGUAUGCUAUUUAUCUCUCUUCCCAAUUCAGUAGUUCUUCACAAACCCAGAAAUUCAGUACUUUGGUUGUCGGUUUGACAUUGGCCAUAGUCGGGAUAUUUUUACCAUGGAAAUUAGCAAAUGUUGCAUAUCAGGGCUGUUUUCCCCUGUAGGUUGCUAGCUGAUAACCAUUUAUUAGCACACCACUGGGUAAAUGUAUACAUUUCUUGUCUUGUAUACGCAUGUUUUGAUGACCAUGUUGCCAACGGGAAGAUCGUUUCUCUUCCUUAUCUUUCUCCUAUCCCUUUGGAUUUGUUGCAGAUAUAUUUAAGUGUGAGAGUCCCUGGCAUGCCCCUCGGCUUUUUCCUUUCUUUUCUCAUACCCUCUCUUUCUUACCUAUACCCCUAAGAAAUCUUGGAUCCUACAGAGUGUGCCUGCAGCCCAACGUGCUGUGGACUGGGGGCUAGAGCAGUUUCUGACAGAAAGCAAGGGAAAAAAAUCAGAAUUUGAUAGUGAUUGUUUGUGCUGCAGUUAUGGACAGUAUUAAAACAAGAUAAUGGGAUACUGUCAAAAUUGAGCACUUGUUUAGCUUGUAAAAUACUUGGGUCACAUGUAAUAGAAUCUAUGAAAUCAAAUAUGUAUUUCUAAUCAGUUUGUUACCUGUGUUUUAGAAGUAGCUUGAAAGGUGACAUUUCCAUGAGUAUUCACAUAUUAAAGAUAAGUAUUGGAAGAUAAGCUUCCAUUUUUUUUUUUAAGCUUCCAUUUUUAAGAGCCUAUAAAUCAUUUAAUUAGCCUAGGACUCCAUCUCCCCAUCUGCCCAAAAUGUGUAAGUAGAAGCUCUUUCAUGAUCUUGAGCGUAAUUAAUCCCUUACCAUCCAUCACGGUGGGACAUAUGGGUGUAUAAAGUAUUUUUAUAUAUAUGCAUUUUGCCAAAUAUUGAGAUAUUUGGCAACAUCUGGACAAUUGAUUGAAGGGAGAUAAUCUCUCCCCAGACCACGUCCUUUCCCCUUUUAGACGGGUACAGGCCCAUGUUAAGUGUAAAAUCACUUUCCUGGACUUACAGGCUCAUGUCGCAGCAUAUGUGGAAAAGACUUUUAGGAGAUAAAUUUUGGAAGGCUAGAGAUCAUACCAUUAGUCCAGCACUACAUCUCCCCAUCUUACGGAAGUGUGUAAUGAAGCUGUUUCAUCCUCAUCAGCAUGAUUUAAUCCUUUCAUUUUGGUAGGGCCUAGUGUAAAUAAAUGUGUGUGUGUGUGUGUGUGUGCGCACGCACUCUCAUACCAACUAUCUAAGUAUCUAACUAGGCGUUUGGCUACAUCUGGACAACUGAUCGAAGGGGGAUGCUCUCUCCCCACCUCCAUUUCCCUUGUCCUUUUUAGAGUUGCUGCAGGCCCAGGUUAAUGUGUUUGCAGUUUGGGUCACCAACCACCAAAUUUCACAGCGUGUGUGGACGAUAAACCUUAGAGAAUAUUAGAAGCCAAAAAUCAUUUCAUUGUUUUAGCACCAAAUCUCUCUGCCUAAAGUGUGUAAGUAGAAGCUCUUUCAUCUGCAUCAACAUAAUUCAGCCCCUUCCUUCCAAGUGUGUAGGGCACACUGUAUAUAAAUAUUUUGUAUGUAACUAUUACCAAAUACUGUAAGGAGAUAUUUGGCUAAAGCUGGACAAUUGACUGCUUUCGGGAGAUGCUGUCUCCCAGUCCUUCUUCCCUCACCCCUCAGAGUUGCUGUGGGCCUAGGUUAGGUAGAGAAUCACUAACCUGGAGGGGCACAUGCAGCUCACCCAUCUUCGAGCACGCACUUCAUCGUACAGUAGAAGCCCAUCUUCAUUUCACAACUCAGAAAUUGUCCCAACGCCUAUGCUCCUGAAAACAAUUUCCCUAAGGGAAGCCUGGCACACCCGAUCAAAACAGCAGCAGCUUCUCUUCCAGAGAGAAACGUGGCCCCUGGCAGGGCACCAGCAUUAGGGAAACCAGUGUGCUCUGAAUAACUGCCAUGAGAAUGUUUCAGACACUCAAACUUGGAACAGGUAUCAAGCAUCAGCAUGCUUGAAAUGUAAGACAGCCCUUUAAAUUGACAAAAGAGUUUGAAGAAAUUUCCUUUUUUCAUGGAUAUGACGUAAUUAGCCUUCUCCUAGGCACUGUGAAGGAGACAGAGGAAGUAUAAGAACUCUGGAUUGAUAAAAUUUGAUACUUGUUUCUGGGUUUUAGGGAUAGAGUGCCUUUUUUGCACAGUGGAUACCAUCUUUAGUGCAAGUGUUUAUAGCAUCAGCCAAAAUGGGCGGGGGCAGUAAGUUGUGAAUACUGGGUUCUGUGGUAUGUUAGCUGUGGAGAACUCAGUGGGGAACACUGGAAGUCGGUUUUAAGUCAUAAUCCUGAAGCUUCCUUCCUUCCUCUCAUACUAGUGAUGCAGUAAUAGCUACUUUUAACGAGCAGAGAUCUGAGGUGAAGUGUUUUAGCUCUACCAGUAGCAGUUUUUCCUUGUGGCUCCUCAUUUCAAAUCUCCCAUCCUCAGAGCUAAAGGACUGAGACACAUGCAGAGGAAAAGUGUGAGGAUGGUUGGAAGAAUCAGGCUGGACCCUCUGGAUGAAAAUCACAUGACCAGGCCUCCCAGUAACAAGCUGGAGAGAGAGAGAGGAAAGUACCCAGAACCCAGGAUGGAUGCAGUUUUCUUCCCAACUAGGUCAGAUUGGAUUCUGUUUUGUGGUUCAGGACUUUAGUGGAGAGGCUGAGUGAGGUGGGAAAGGAAGAUGGAAAUUAAAGAUUUUAUUUUGCUUAAGGGCAGAAGUAAACUCUGCUCAGCUUACCUCUUUCCCAUCUGCCCGUAACAGCAAUGAUUGAACGUUCAGUAGAGGGGUGGAGGAGGAGUUCCAAGGUUUAAAUUUGGAACCUGCCUCUGGGUACUGUUCUAGGAACGCUGUACAUGUACCAGAGGUGACCCCCGUUUUGUGAUGCCUUCUUGACUUGGGGGAGAGUGAAGGAGACUCGACUUUUCUCUGAUACCUUCCACGGUAGUCAUUCUGAGUACACUGGCUCUGCUAGUCGGUAUGGUGAAAGAGCACCGUACUAAGCGAUGUGGGGACGGACUCCUAAUACCAUCACCAACACUUAGCAGGGGUAUGAUCAUGGGCAAUUCAUUCAAUUGCCUGCCAAUUAUAGACUAUAUAGGGGGAAGAGCACUGGAUUUGGAGUCAGGAAACCUGGACACUUGGCUCCACCGUUCUUGGCUGGGUGACUCUGGGGCACGCCACUGAGUCUCUCAAGCCUAAGGUUCUUCAGCUAUAUUAUAAUGGGAAUGAUAUCUUCACUAUCUACCUCACAGAGUUGUGAUGAGAAUAGAAUCAGAUGAUGGGAUGAAAAUACUACACCGGAAAGGGCUAUACAAAAAUGGGAGAUCGUUUUUUUUUAUCUAUUCACGAAUGUUUUCCACCGUGUCUUGAAUCUGUUUUAUUUUCUUCCAACCAACAAUUACGUCUUCCACAUCUUUUUGAGUAUGGGGAAUUGAAGCAUGAGUAUGAUGUAGGGAUUGGCAUUACUUUACUUCGUACACACAGGUGGGAGAGGUGGUUGAUGAGGGCGGUGGGUGCUAUAUACCAGUGAUGUGUGUGGUAGGGCAUUUUCCUGGGUCACUCUGACAGUACCUGGGGACGUGGUCAGGACCCUUGCAGAGAGCCUAAGGCUAGACACAAUGGGGAAGCAAACAGUGAUUAAGAAUUGGAGGGCAAGUCAGGGGCACUGCUGCCAUCUUGUCAGCUCUGUCACCACUUGGGGUGGGACUGUGACUUAAGGUAUGAAUGAAGGCCUAGAAGAGAAGACUCUUGAGGGCUCCAGUAGCUGUAUAAUAGACUUAAGCUCUGAUAGUGAAGGGAAGGAAGUGUCACUUGUGAGAUCAGCUCUCCCGGACAGCAGCUGCCUUGUUACCACCAGCAACCUUAGCCCUGGUCUGUGUUAUUUUCUUCUAAGAAAGGUAUUGAAACAUGGCCUCACAGGACUUUCAUAAGCACUUGGAGGCAGGGCCUGUCUCAUCAAUCUUUGUAUCUUCGGCAGCAUCUGGUAAGGUGCCUUGUACAUAAUAGGUGCUUAAUAAAUGUUGUUUGACUUGUUCUCCAGCCCCACAAGAAUUAUGCUCCAUUUGCCACCAUGUAAUAUUUUUUUUGGAAACAUUAUUGACUUGGAUGUCAGAUGUGUGUGACUUUGGGCAAGAUUUUCCAUCUGUCUCAUCUUCAUUUCAUCUGGAAAAUGAAGUGAGUGGAUUAGAUGCUCUCUAAGGUCCCUUCCAUCUCCUUUGAUUCUAAAGUGUUUCCAUUGUCUCUGAACAUAGGUGCGUAAUGCCUCCAUUGCAGUUCCAUCUCUCUUCAGAAGGCUUUGUUCAGAGGAAGAGGUCUGAACAGUCCAUAGUUCUCUCUUCCUCUUGAGCGGUUUUUACUGUCUUCAGAAUAGUUCUGGAGGAACAGCCUUUUCUAAAAUGAUAUUUUAAAAUAUAUCAUAUUUUCUCAAAAUUGUGGAGGAAAAGGGGAAAUGCAAAGAAGGAAACAGCAUAGUAAACACAGCAUGUUUUUCAUAGGCUUUUAUUUGUGUGUGUGUGUGUGUGUGUGUGUGUGUUUGUAUGUGUGUGUGUGUGUGUGUGUGUGUGUGUGUGUUUCUGAGCACAUACUGACGGGAUAACAGAGAAGCCAAUCAGGAGUACACUGUGCAAUUGGGAGAAGCUGGCCCAGGAUUAAAAAUUUUCCGUGGAUAAUCUAAAUGCGGAUAGAUAGGAAUUGGUCAUAUGGUGAAAUAGAUGGCUAGAAAUCUGUGUGCUUUUUAAGGAAAUUUUAUUUUGGUACCAAACAUUGCCAGUGACAAUCUUUAGUUGAGAAAGAAAUUGUUGUGACCUAAAAUUUUUAUCUCUGCCGCUUUGGUUUUUUCAAAAAGAAAAAAAAAAAUACAACCCCACUAUAUUCAUGGAAUAAUACUUAUAUUUUAAUUAAACCUUUACCUUAAUUCUGUUUUAUCUAUUCAAGUGAAACAAAUAAGCAUUUUUUCAUUGCAUUUAAAAAUGUAAAAUACUUGCAUGCCACCAAUCUGUAAUAUUUUACCAGUUUAGAUGCCUGUGAUGUGUGACCUUACGUGUACCUGUAUUGUUUUGAAGAGAACAAAGAAAAUAAUACUUUGUAACUGUUUAAAUUUAUAUUGGCUACAUUUAUUUGGCUAAGCAGUUAUUGAAAACUCCACAUUGCUUAAUUUUUUAUUUUGAAACUUUUCAGAAGUAGAUUUGUAUUAUAUUCAUUAGGGAAUUAAAGAGUAAUUUGCCUUUGAAAUGUGAAAUUGAACACUGUGUGGGAUUUAAAUGUAUGCUAAAGCAAAAUGUAUGAAGCGUGAAAUACUUGUGAAAUACUUUUACCCUGAUCCCAGUUGGCACAAGUAGGCGCAAUGCUUGACUUUUUGGAAUUAGCCAGCCAGACUUAAUGCUAAGGUAAAUGUAUACUGUUUUAAUUAAUCAAGAUUUUUUCGUUUUUAAAAAUAUAAUCCAUUCAUUUGUGUCUGGAAUGAAAUUUCCAAGUGAAAAUGUGUACAGAACAUUAGGAAUGAAUAAACUUUCCUUUUAAAAUGAAAGUAAAGACUGAUUUAAUCUAUCUAAUUUUUAGACACAUUGUCUCUUUAAAAAAAAUAAAUGGUUGGCACCAUGUUCUCCUAUUAGAGUCCAUUUGCAGAAAGGUCUAUAAUGUGCUCUUAUUAUGAAGAUAAGAAGUAGACAGAUAACCAGAAGUAGCCAGAGGAAGAAAUGAGAACUCAUUAUUAAAACAAAUAUGCACACAUUCACCUAACAGUUAAAAUUUAUUAGAAUAAAUGGGCAAGAAUACA